Syngnathoides biaculeatus (alligator pipefish) is the source of this 755-nucleotide messenger RNA. RefSeq names its product guanine nucleotide exchange factor DBS-like. Bases 12 to 260 code for a protein of 82 amino acids. Lineage: Eukaryota; Metazoa; Chordata; Actinopteri; Syngnathiformes; Syngnathidae. Gene Ontology annotation, cellular component: cytoplasm. The transcript is spliced from 3 exons. The record is from RefSeq and is a predicted model, not a curated record. Gene Ontology annotation, molecular function: guanyl-nucleotide exchange factor activity.
UGGAUUACUGCAUGAACAACACAAACUCCGCUCAGCUCAUCCUAGUCCAUGCUGUUGACUAUUUUGAUAAAAUACAGCAGAUGCACCACUUGAAACAGCCACUCUUAUCCUACCUGAUUAUGCCUGUGCAAAGAAUCACAAAAUAUCAGCUCCUGCUCAAGGUCUGGGUCAAGCAUCGUCGCCUGGGUCAAGCGUCGCGUCGCGUCACACCUGCUGAUUGUGGUCAUCACCACCCAACCGUCGAGAACAUUCCGUUCUAGCACACUAUCUGCUGUAAUCAUUUUCUUGCCACAUUCUCACACUGCAACUUUUCAUCCACAGACUUUCACACAUUAAGCAGUAUUGCAAAUACAUCGCCUUGUUGAUUAACUUUUAUACAUUUCAAUUCCUUUAUUCCCUCUCAUGGCCUCAGCCUACUGAGGCCAUACCACCGACAAUUCACAGUCCAAACUCCCGGAGGGCGACAGCCGUCUGCUCCUCCCGGGGGUCCUUCUGUGGAAGCCUCAUGUACUGUCCACCUGGUGGGAGUGGUCCCAGGGUCCGCUCGAUUGUCCGGACAGUGAGAGACCUAAUACAUGGUAUACAACAACAUCCGCAUAGCACCAUGAUCGCCGCAAACACAGCAAUAGAAACUAGCACAGAGUCGAUCAAACCUUUGUAGCUUCCAAACAUACUAAGCCAUUCAGUGUACCAAUUGGUAUCCACUCCUGAGUGGUCUUUCAUUUUCUUACUCAGUGUCCGAAGUCCAUCCAAUG